This is a messenger RNA of Adineta steineri, 7392 nucleotides long. Lineage: Eukaryota; Metazoa; Rotifera; Eurotatoria; Adinetida; Adinetidae. The record is from the annotation of a GenBank genome assembly.
AUGCUUUCACGCAAACGUAUCAUAGCAAGAACAAAUGUACAUAAAGAACCGGAAUUUACAACUUCAGAACGAACAGAAGCUGUUGCUUCAUUUGUUCAGCAAAGAAUUUGGCUUCAUGAACAGCUCUAUUUUCAUUCUUCUGACUUUUCUGUCUACAAUAUUUUGGUACCAUUGAUAGUCAAACAAGGUUCAUUGUCGAUCAAACGUAUUCGUUCAAUUUUACUCACAUUAAUUGAACAACAUAGUGUUCUUCGUACUGCUGUUCGUUUUAAUCCACAAAGUAAUCAAAUCGAACAAUAUAUUCAAGCUGCUACCCAUGAAAUUUAUUCAUUUCAACAUUCACAUGGUAUUAGUACAUCAGAAGAGCUUGAUCGAUUACUUACCAAGGAAUCGAUAGGAAAAUUUUUCGAUUUUGAAAAAGGCAAAGUGUUAAGAUGUCAUAUAGUGCAGCGACAAGAUGAUAAUAAUAAUGCUGAUGGUUUAUUAUAUGAAAAUGAUAUAAUUGCUCUCAGUUUUCAUCAUAUUGCAUUUGACAAUAGUUCACUUAUGGCAUUUAUAAAAGCAUUCAAACAAAUAGAUUUGGCUAAUGAGCAACAACCAAUACUAUCAGUUCCACAAUAUAUUGAUUUUGCAUUAUAUGAACAAGCAUUGUUAGCUGAUACAAAUAUAGAUUCAAAAAUGAAUAAAGCACGUCGUUAUUGGUCAAAUCUUAUGAAUGGUUAUGAUUGGAAUCGAAUACAAGAUUUAGUACCUCAUGAAAAUAAAAAUGAUCAAAUUCGUUCUGGUCGUGCUUAUUCAACUGCAUUUAGUUUUGAUCAAAAUAUUGUUGAUGCAAUGAUUUCUUUUGCUUCAUCAAAUAAUCUAACAAUGUUUUCAUUAUCUCUUGCUUGUUAUUAUUUAUUUUUAUAUAAAUUAACUAAUAUGGAUGAUGAUGAUUUAUGUGUUGGAAGUGUUAUAGCUAAUCGAACAAAACAAGAAAUGAAAGAUAUGAUUGGCAUGUUUGUUAAUCUUGUACUAUAUCGAAUGAAAAUGGAAGCAAAUAAUUCAUUUGAAUAUCUGAUACGAAAAAUACAACAAUUAAGUAGUGAUGUUUUAGAACAUUCUUGUUUACCUUAUCAACAUAUUAUUAAUUCACAAGAUCAACAAAAUCAUCAAGUAUUACCUUCAACAUUAUUUCAAUAUGAAUCUUUAGUAUCAUCAGUGACAGCAAAGAAUAAUAUUGAAUCUAGUACUAUUGAAGGAAAUUAUGUUCUUGCUGUUUAUUUUGAUCGAGAUCGAUCACAUGGUAAUGGUGUUGCAGCAUUUGAUCUUACUUUUACAAUAUCACAUGAUUAUCAUGUACGAACUACAGAAUGUUUUCUUGAUUGUUCAAUUGAUAUAUUUAAAAGCCAAACUAAUGUUGAUCUACUUGCAAAUCGUUUUCAAUAUAUGCUCAAACAACUUUUCUCUUCUUCUUCUUCUUCAGUUAUUCAUGAACCAAUCUAUAAAUUAUCCAUUGUUCUUCCAACUGAACAAGAAUUUAUUCACCAAAUGAAUGAUACAGAUAUAUCUGCAACUUAUUCAUGGCCGAAUACUGUUCAUGAAUGUUUUGUUCAACAAGCACAAUUAUAUCCACAAAAAUUAGCUCUUGAACUCGAUGAACAAUCACUUACUUAUAGUGAAUUAUUAUAUUCUGUAUAUUGUUUAACAAAUCAUUUAACUGAUAAAAUUCAACCAAAUGAAAUUAUAUGUCAAUGUGUUGAACGGUCUUUUGAAAUGAUUAUUGGUAUGUUAGCAAUCUUAUCAAGUGGUGCAGUUUAUUGUCCAUUAUCACCUUUGGAUCCACCAGAACGACUUAAAACUCUUAUUGAAGAUACAUCUGCAAAGACUCUUGUUAUUCAUAGUUUUACUUGGCAAACAAUUCUAAUGACUCAUACAUCAUGUAAUCUUAUUAUAACAGAUUCAUUUAUUAUGUUCAAUCAUAUUAAUUAUAAUAAUGAUCAUCAUAUUAUCAAGCCAAUAUCUGUUACAUCUGAUAAUCUUGCGUAUAUUAUUUUUACAAGUGGAACAACAGGAAUACCUAAAGCAGUUAUUAUUUCACAUUCUUAUCUACUUUUAUAUGUUCAAUCUUCUGUUGAAGUUGAUGCAUUGCGUACAACUGAUAGAGCUAUACAAUUAUCAUCAUGCACUUGGGAUGUUCAUAUUCAUGAAGUAUUUGGUACUCUCCUUAUGGGUGGUACUGUUAUACUUUUACGUUCAGAACAAGGAAAUCGUAAUAUGGAUUAUUUAUCUCAAAUUAUUGAAAUUCAUCAAGCAACAUAUGUUUGUAUUGUUCCUACAUUACAAAUUCUUUUGUUUGAUAUUGUAGAAGCACAAAAAGCAGUUCAGCGACUCAAUACUCUUCGUUUAAUAUGGUCUGUAGGUGAACCAAUCUCAUGCCGUUUUAUUGCUCGAAUUCUACCUAUGUUACCUAUUGGAUGUCAAUAUAUAAAUUUUGGUGGUGCUACAGAAGGUACAAUCGCACAAAUAUUUCAUGUUGUAACAAAAGAUGAUGCAUUAUCUGAAUCAGGUACAGUUCCAGUAGGUCAACCUAUGCCUUAUUUUCGAUGUCAUAUAUUGGAUAAAUUUCUACAAAUUAUACCAAUUGGAUACAUAGGUGAACUUUUUACAAGUGGACCUAUUAUGAAUGGUUACUUAAACAGGCCUGAUCUUAAUACCAAAGCGUUGGUUCAACUUCCAAAUGAACCUGAUAAAAGUUAUAGAACAGGUGAUUUAGCUCGAUUAAUACCUUCAACUGGUAAAAUUCAAUUAUUGGGUCGUAAUGAUUUUCAAGUGAAAGUAAAUGGACAACGAGUAGAAUUAGAAGAAAUUCAAGCAGUUAUUUAUCAAUCUAAUUCAUCAAUUUCUAACUGUGCUGUUGUUAAAGUAGUUGAACGUGGACGAGACCAUUUAAUUGCAUAUAUACAAUUAAACAAAACAUCUAAAUCAGUUCCGUUUGAUGAAAAAUUAAUUCGUAUUAAUUGUCAAGAUCAUUUACCACAAUAUAUGGUUCCAUCUCUUUUUAUUCUAGUUGAUCAAUUACCAUUUAACUCUAAUGGAAAACUAGAUAAAGCAGCACUUCCUAAACCUAAUCUAUCAUCAUUACUUUUACCAAUAAAUAAUGAUAAAAUUUCUAAUGAUCAAGACAAUGAAAUAUCAAUGACAAAUGAACAACAGCUUGUACAUGAUCUUUGGUGUGAUAUAUUACAAUUGGAUGUAGACUCAAAAAUACCUAUUAAUCGUUCAUUUUUCUCAUUGGGUGGUAAUUCAUUAGCUAUAAUGCGUCUCUUUGCACAAUAUCAAAUAAAAUUUUCUCUUGAUACUAAAUCAUCAUCAUCAUUUAAUAUUGCUUCUUUAUUUCGUCAACCAACUAUUGCUGAACAUACUCAGAUUUUUCAACAAUGGCUUAAUCAUACUUCUUCUCAAACUCAUCAACCAACUCAAUUAUGGUCAACUCUAAAUAUUUGUCAAGCUGAAGCAUCAUAUGGUCAACAACGUAUUUUUGUUGAUCAGACUAUUCGUUUUUCAAAUGAAACAUCUGUUUAUAAUAUUCCUUUAGUUUAUCGUAUCAUAUCUAAUUCGAAUAGUCAACAGAUUACAACUGAUCGAUUACGUCAAGCUAUUGAUGCAAUUAUUGCUAAACAUGCCAUACUUCGAACAUCAUUAGAUUGGAAUAUAGAUACAAAUGUUUUAGUUCAAUAUAUUCAACAACUUAAUUAUAGAAAUCAAUAUGAAUUUGUAAUUAGUUAUGUUGAAAAUGAUGAAGAAAUAACAAAAAUAAUUAAUACAGAAAUUACAAGUUCAAAAUUAUUUGAUAUUAAUCGAGGCAUUGUAUUACGAUGUCACAUAAUUAAAUAUAGUUCUUCCAGAAAAGAUGAAGAAAUAUGUUUAGAAAACAAUGAUAUUAUUAUUUUUAAUCUCCAUCACAUUGCAUUUGAUGGUGCUUCUCGACGAAUAUUUUUUAGUGAUCUUAAAUAUAAUUUAGAAUAUGAUAGUACAUUAAUAAAUAAUGAAAAUCAAUUUCAAUACAUUGAUUAUUCAGUUUAUGAAAAGCAAAUGGAUAUAAUAUCAUCUUAUCAUUUCUGGCAAUCACAUCUUGAUGGAUUGAAUUUAGAACGUCGUAUAAUGUUACCUUUUGAUCGACAUCGUUUAUUAGCUGAUCAACAUUCAGGUUUUGCUCAUCUUAUUGAUAUUCCAUUUGAUAAUGAUUUAAUACAUUCAUUUCUUGAUUAUGCUUCUUCACAAGAUAUCACACCAUUUCAAUUAGGUCUUACCAUAUUUUAUACAUUUUUAUAUAAAUUAAGUCAGAAUCAAAAUGAUCUAUGUAUUUCAUGUAUUCAUGCUAAUCGAUAUAGAACAGAAUUACAAAAUCUAAUUGGUAUGUUUGUUGCAACAUUACCACAUCGAAUUCAGAUUCAUCCUACUUAUUCAUUCAAUCAUCUUAUCAAACAAGUUCAAAAUGAAUUUUAUUCAAUUCUUGAACAUACACAUUAUCCUCUUCAACAGAUACUUCAAGAUUUAGAUUAUAAACAUUCAUCUGCUGCUUUUCUCAAUAUAUUAUUUGAUUUCAUUACUUAUUCAUCUGAUACUGAUCUUCUAUCUGUAAAUCAAACACAAUUUCAACCAGUAUCAUUGAAACAAAUGCAAAAUGUUGUUAAAUUUGAUAUGAAACUAUUAUUUUUUCAUGAUCCAACAGUUCAAAAUCAAACAAUAUCAUGUUCUCUAAUCUGUUCACAGGAUGUGUUUGAUAGCGAAACAGUAGAAGAAUUAUCAAAACAAUUUCAACAUCUUCUUUCACAAUUGUUUAUUAAACAUCCAUCUUCAUCUGAUUUAGUUAAUCAACCAAUAUCGAAAUUAUCUUUUUGUCGAGAAAAUGAAUCUAAAGAAAUACAACAAACAAUCUUUCGCCGAUUACCUAAUAUUAAGAAUGAAGGACCGGCUUCUUAUGCACAAUCUCGUAUUUGGCUUGAUGAACGAAUUCGAUUCGAUCCAGAUAAAGCACAAGUUGCAAUCUAUAAUAUGCCUUUUCUCUAUCGUCUUCAUUCAAAACAUACAUUAUCAACUACAGAACUUUACCAUGCACUUCAACUUAUUGUUAAAAAACAUCAAUCACUUCGAACAUCAAUUAUUUUCGAUAAUGAAACAAAUAAACUCAUACAACGAAUUAUUGAUAUCAAUGAUCACACUAGAAAACUAUUUACAUUUAUUGAAAGUACUUUCGAAACAGAUGAAGAUCUGAAUAAAAUUAUGUAUGAUGAGAAAUGCAACUCUCAACUUUUUCAUCUUGGUCAAGGUCUUGUCUUUCGAUGUCACAUUCUCUAUUAUAAACAAAUUUCUUCAAAUAAUCUUCUUUGUGAUAAAGAUAUAAUUAUUUUUAAUUUUCAUCAUGUUGUAUUUGAUUUCCCAUCAAUGAAAAUAUUUCUUCAUGAUCUCAAUCAAGCAUAUAUAACGAAUCAACUACCUAUCAAUCAUAAUACUGAUCUACGUUAUCUUGAUUAUGCUCUUAUUGAACAACAAAUGCCAAUGACUAGUGCAAGUAUGUUUUGGCUUGAUACUCUUCUUGGUUGUAAUCUUGAUCGAUCUUUAUCAUUACCCUGUGAUCGACAUCGUCUCUCAAAUGAACAUAGAACUGGUCAUACAACAUCAAUCUCAUUUGAUUUUGGUCAAGAUCUUUCAUAUGAUUUUCUUAACUAUAUAUAUAUAUGUAUUGGAAUGAAUACACAUACUCGAUAUAAAGAUGAACUUAAAUCAAUCAUUGGAUUAUAUGAAAAUCUUAUUCCAUUGCGAUGUCAAUCAGAUCGUAAUGAUUCAUUUCAUCAACUAGUUGAAUAUGUUCAAGGAAUGGCAAGAAAUUGUAUGAAAUAUUCAUAUUUUCCUCUUCAACAUAUUCUUGCACAACAUUCUGAUUGUUCAAAGCCUACAUUUCUUGAUGUGUCUUUUGAUUUUGUGAUUAUUGAAAAGAAAAUAAUGAUUGGUAAUAGUGAACUUUGUAGUAUUCCAUUAUCAACUACAAUGAAUGAAGAUGAAGAUGUGACCAAGUUUGAUUUUAUUCUUACUAUUCAAUAUGAUCUCAACAUAAAUCAAUUCUCAUGUAUAAUUAAUGCAUCACUUGAUUUAUUCAAUCAAGAGGCAAUAAAUAAAAUUUCACAACAAUUUCAUCCAAUAUUAUAUGAUCUGUUUACAUCUGUUAAUGAUAAAAUGAAGAAUAAAUCAAUCUAUGAAAUAUCAAUAAUGUUACCUAAUGAAAGAUUACUUAUACAAUCAAUGAACAAUACACAAGUAUUGUUUCCUUCUGCCACUUGUAUGCAUCAUGAAUUUAUUUAUCAAGUAAUACAACAUCCACAAAAAAUAGUUGUUGAACUUGAUGAACAGUCAUUAACAUAUACAGAACUUUUAUAUUAUGUUCAACAACUUUCUCUCGUCUUAAUUAACAAAUACCAUGUGAAAUCGGGUGAUAUUAUUUGUCAAUGUGUAGAGCGAAGUUUAUCUACGGUCACUGGCAUUUUAUCAAUUAUUAUGGCUGGUGGUGUCUAUUGUCCUUUAUCAUCACAAGAUCCUUCACAACGUCUACAAAUUCUUGUGAAAGAAAUUCAAAGUCAUUUAGUUCUUGUUCAUUGGUUUAUACGCAUUCUUUUUGAAAUCGAUAUUGUAACUUUAAAUAUUGAUACAAUUAUAAAUAAAGAAGCAAAUUCUACUAAUAUUCAUCUGAAUCAAAUGUCAGAUGUACCAAUAACAUCAAAAAAUAUUCUCUUUGUAAUUUUUACUAGUGGAUCAACUGGUAUUCCGAAAGCGGUUCAACUACGCCAUCGAAAUUUUACUCGAUUUUUACGCUCAUUUGUUUGUGUUGAUAUUCUUGUGGAUACAGUAAUUAUUGGAGCUACAUUAAAAAUGCUUCGACCAGAAGAUCAUAUGGAUUUAGAUUAUCUUGCAGGAGUAUUGAAUGAAAAGCAGAUAACUGUUAUGCAAGCUGUUCCAUCUUUAUGUAAUAGUCUAUUUAAUUUUCUCAAUACUACUAGUCGAAAAUCGUCAGUACAAUGGCUACGAACUUCUAGCAUAGGUGAAGUUCUCAACAAUAAACUAGUUAAUCUAUUAAAAAGUCAAGUGAGAAGUGAAUGUCGAAUUCGAAAUCAUUAUGGUCUAGCUGAACUUACUAUUAAUUGUACCAAUCAUCUAAUUGAUCUAAACAAAGAUCAAACAGAUAGUCCCAUAGGUCAAUCUCUUCCCAAUUAUCAUUUUUUAAUAUUAGACAAGUUCUUACAAACUGUUGGUAUUGAACAGGAAGAGAAACUAGUUGUUGGAGGUGUUAAUGUUUUUGCUGGAUAUCGUGGUCGUGAUGAUUUAACAGCUAACGUAAUGAUUAAUAUUAAUGGUUAA